GUGUGGCAGGGCAGGAGACAAGUCAGUGGGAGGAAAGAGGGAGAAAUUCCCCUGUCUCAGCCGGGCCCUCUCCGAUCCAUUGGACGGGAUGAGACUAACCCUGUUCGUUCAUGUAACUUAUUCGAUUCUUUUAGCCUGGAGGGACCUAUUUAUCGAUCUGCUGGUGCUGUUUUACUUCUUUUUCUUCCUUCCUUCUUUCUUCUUUCUUCUUGUUAGUUUAAGUUCAUCAUCACUGUCCAGUCAUUCGUUCUAUCAUUGUUUGAAACGUAUUGGUUUCAACUGCAUAAGUGACUAUUCACCCCGCGAUAGCCUCAGCUUGCCGACCCUGAAUCUGCCUGAUUCCCUCAACAACACUCGACACCUCGACACUCCUCUACACAGAAAACAAAAACAAAACCAUCAUGACCAACAUCAACGCAAUCACCCCUCCCACCCCGGAGUCAUCCAUCCCCACCCCCGACAGUCAUACACCCCCCUACAACACCCCCGCAACCGCCAACCCGCCCAAAGAAACCCCCCUCUUCUCACCAACCCUCAUCUCCCCCCAAGUAACCGCCGAACUCCCCCAAGACUACACAAUCCGACCCAUCCGCCGCUCCGACUUCCACCGCGGCUACCUAGACGUGCUGCGCGUGCUCACCACCGUCGGCGACAUCAGCGAAGAGCAGUGGAACGCGCGCUUCGACUGGAUCUGCUCCCGCAACGACGAGUACUACCUGCUUGUCAUCUGCGACGGGGAGGGCCGGGUCGUCGGCACGGGGAGUCUGAUUGUGGAGCGCAAGUUUAUUCACUCGUUGGGAUUGGUGGGCCAUAUUGAGGAUAUUGCGGUUGAGAAGAAUCAGCAGGGGAAGAGGUUGGGGUUGAGGGUUAUUCAGGCGCUGGAUUAUGUUGCGGAGCGGGUGGGGUGUUAUAAGACUAUCCUCGACUGCUCCGAAAUUAACGAGGGUUUCUACAUCAAGUGCGGGUUUAAGCGGGCGGGUCUGGAGAUGGCUCACUACUAUUGAUUUGAUCAUACAUUCUGCGUUGAUUCGUCUGAGCUUGCUGGCGUUGUUUAUUGUCUGUUUACUUCAUACACUGGUUUUGUGUGCGGGAUUGAGUAUACAGUGAUUCGAUAUAGAAUAUCUGCUGCAUGUGUUGUUCGGGGUUGGGGUGCCGUGAGAUGGGUCCAACAUAAGUGAGAAUAGUGAGAUACUUACAUACUAGUAUACUAGAUAAUAUGAACAUUUAUUGGCUCGUU
Aspergillus candidus is the source of this 1237-nucleotide messenger RNA. RefSeq names its product glucosamine 6-phosphate N-acetyltransferase (gene gup1). Gene Ontology annotation, biological process: UDP-N-acetylglucosamine biosynthetic process. Lineage: Eukaryota; Fungi; Ascomycota; Eurotiomycetes; Eurotiales; Aspergillaceae. Gene Ontology annotation, molecular function: glucosamine 6-phosphate N-acetyltransferase activity; monosaccharide binding. The transcript has 2 exons. Gene Ontology annotation, cellular component: endoplasmic reticulum-Golgi intermediate compartment; Golgi apparatus; endoplasmic reticulum. The record is from RefSeq and is a predicted model, not a curated record. Bases 402 to 1004 code for a protein of 200 amino acids.